Nothoprocta perdicaria is the source of this 731-nucleotide messenger RNA. RefSeq names its product ABRA C-terminal like (gene ABRACL). The transcript is spliced from 3 exons. NCBI's taxonomy places the organism in Eukaryota, Metazoa, Chordata, Aves, Tinamiformes, Tinamidae. Gene Ontology annotation, biological process: regulation of actin filament-based process. Bases 93 to 338 code for a protein of 81 amino acids. The record is from RefSeq and is a predicted model, not a curated record.
AUCAUCGCUGCCCGUGCGCCCCGCGGGCUCCCCUCGCCUCGCAGCAGCCUCGCCGCUUCCCCGCGGCUCCCGGCGGCGGUUUUUAGACAACAAUGAAUGUGGAACAUGAAGUUAACCUCCUCGUCGAGGAGAUUCGACGUUUGGGAACCAAAAAUGCUGAUGGACAAGUGAGUGUGAAAUUUGGAGUGCUCUUUGCUGAUGAAAAAUGUGCCAACCUCUUUGAAGCUCUAGUGGGAACUCUUAAGGCYGCAAAACGACGAAAGGUUGUCUCUUACCAAGGGGAGCUGCUUUUACAAGGUGUUCAUGACAACGUUGAUAUUGUGCUGCUGCAGGACUGAACUAGUUUGCAUUUCUGCUGUGCGUUAAUUGAAUUGUUUCAGGCGAUGACUUACAAGAUCCUCAGAAUAAGGCUAAUGAUUCUAAUACAUUUUGAUGUAUUUUCUAUGUCUUUAUAGCCAAAAGGAAGCCAUCUUAUUUUGGAAAACAUUCCUUUUUGUAAUUCCUCAAACAGUACUGUACACAAUUAAGGUAAAAGAUGACAGAUGUUUUUUAAUCUCAGGUAAUACUCAUAAAGGUAUUUGAUAAAGGUUAUUUUCAACACAUGAAGAAGAGGAGUGAUAAUUUAAUGUUUACAAUUUAAAAUGUGCCAUGAAAGUGUAAAAUAAAAGCACAUACUUAAAUUUGUAUUACUGUUGAUAUUUGCAAACUGAAAUGAAAAUAAAUUGAAUUUC